Messenger RNA from Manis pentadactyla (Chinese pangolin), 2586 nucleotides. It is a transcript of the gene PGF, whose product is annotated as placental growth factor. The record is from RefSeq and is a predicted model, not a curated record. Gene Ontology annotation, biological process: positive regulation of endothelial cell proliferation; induction of positive chemotaxis; vascular endothelial growth factor receptor signaling pathway. Bases 167 to 799 code for a protein of 210 amino acids. Lineage: Eukaryota; Metazoa; Chordata; Mammalia; Pholidota; Manidae. Gene Ontology annotation, cellular component: membrane. The transcript is spliced from 8 exons. Gene Ontology annotation, molecular function: chemoattractant activity; growth factor activity; vascular endothelial growth factor receptor binding.
CGAGCUUGAGUCCCAGAAGGGAGCUGCUGUCUGAGGCGGGAGCUGCCUCUUCACUGGCCAGCCACGAGAGGACCGGAGGUCGCGCCGGGCGCCCGAGGAGUUCCCCCUAGGGGGAUGAGCAUGGUGAUUUUCCUUUGGAAUCCCCUGUCUUGGGACGUCUAAGAAGAUGCCUGCCAUGAGGCUGUUCACUUGCUUCCUGCAGCUCCUGGCUGGGCUGGCGCUGCCUGCUGUCCCUCCCAAGCAGUGGGCCCUGUCUGCUGGGAAUGGCUCAUCAGAGAUGGAAGUGGUGCCCUUCCAGGAAGUGUGGGGCCGCAGCUAUUGCCGGGCACUGGAGAGGCUGGUGGACAUUGUGUCCGAGUACCCCAGCGAGGUGGAGCACAUAUUCAGCCCAUCCUGCGUCUCCCUGCUGCGCUGCACGGGCUGCUGUGGUGAUGAGAACCUGCACUGUGUGCCCAUAGAGACGGCCAAUGUCACCAUGCAGCUCCUGAAGAUCCGCUCUGAGGACCAGCCAUCCUAUGUGGAGCUGACGUUCUCUCAGCACGUGCGCUGCGAGUGCAGGCCUCUGCGGGAGAAGAUGAAGCCAGAAAGGAGGAGACCCAAGGGCAGGGGGAAGAGGAAGAGAGAGAAGCAGAGACCCACAGACUGCCACCUGGCCCGUCUCUUCCAGGACCACAGGAAAUCAUUGCAUGCCGUGCAACUGGAGCUGACCCAAACCCUGCCCCAGGAGCUCAGCCCUCCAAGAGCAGAGACUUGCACCCCACUCUGUGAGGCUGGGGCCUCUAGGGACUUUGACCCUUGAAGGCAUGUGGCCCUUAUUGCUCCCCUGUUCCCAAGUAUCAACUUGGGGAAGAAGCUGGCAGUAUAGUCCAUGCAGGGCUCCCCACAGGUGGCCCCAGAUACAAAGUGACCUCUUGCUCCAUCUGCCAGGGCGGUGGUUUUCAAACAUCUCAUUCAGGACUCUCCAGAAAGAAUUUCAAAAACCCUUGUGCUCCCUUGCUUAUGUUUAAGUUGACAUUGAACUUUUUCCUCAAAAUUGUAAAUAGUUGCAAAAGAUACAAUUUCUGGCAUGUUAUAAAUAUUAAUUUUUAAUAUAAAGCCAUCAUGAUAACACUUCAGAAAUAGCCUAUGGAAUAAGCCAUCCUUAUUUAAUACUCACCAUGACCCACAUAGUGACAAAUAUAUAUAUGAACACUUUCCUUUAAUAGUUCCGUAUUUACAUUGCUUCUUUUUAACUUGAACUUGUAUUUUCAUUUCACUUCCCCCACAGAAUUUCAGCACAAUAUACUAUUGUUUUAAUACUAAACAGCUCUUUAUGUAUCACCUUGUCACAUUUAUCUGCUAUAACAAUGGUAUAUAAAUGUGAAUUAUUUUAAAUUUCCUGGGAACAUAAAACUCUAAAUUAAAUUUUCUCCUGGAAUGAAUUAUCACAAUAAGUAUUAGUAGUACCAAGUGAUCAAAAUAGCAGAUAUAUGUAAUAUUUUAAUAAAUGUUAAACACAGAAGUGCAAUCAACCUUAUUGGGAAUGCAUCUCAAUAAGAUGGGCAUGGCAGAAAAAAAAAGAUGGACAUGGCCACCUCUUUUCAAUUAUUUAAUGAAUCCAUUAAUGAAUGUGGUUCCUCCUGCCAGACUACAGGAUUCAAAAGUGAUUCCAUUGUCAUAUUUUAUAGAUGAAAAAGUUGAGAAACCAUGCUCACCUGUAAGUAAAUGUGAAUGGGACCAGAGGUCCCUUUUUGAACUCCUUCCAAGUUAUUUGCCAAAAACCUCAAGGUGAUCUGCUCACAAAAAUUAUUUCUCACAAUAUAUAAGCUGACACUCAGGCUGUUCUUCAAUUUUGUUGAAAACCAAGACUUGGAAACCACCUGACUUGGUCACUCAGUCAUCCGCCCUAUCUCCUCUCUCCACACCUGCACCAGUAUCUUAACUUGCCCUUUUGCUCACCGUCUUCCCCGCUAUACUCUCUUACCUUGGAGAAAAGUACUGUAAGAGCAUUUGGAAUGGGCAACAUGCUUCCGUCCUUUCUGAAGGGAGAAGAGCAGCUGUGAGCAGACGAUGAGGAGGCAGCCCCCAGGCACUUUCUCUCACUGACAGUUUUCAGGUGGAGUCUACAUGGAAGCUGGAAACUGAUUCCCUGAACACCAUCAAAACUCACCAGCCCCUGGGGCAAUCUUUGUGUACAUCUAGGGUUACCGUUUGAAGACUGCUGUCCCAGAGUAACUGGUGGCAUUACUGCAUGGAGACAGACUGGGUUCAAAGCUGGCUAUCACUGACUAGCUGUAUGACCUUGGGCAAGUUUCUUAACUUCUGUGAGCCUCAGUUUCCUUAUUUUCAAAAGGGUGACAACACCAGUGCCCUCCUUGCGGAUGUUGUUAGAGGUGAACGAGAGAGUGCAUAGCACAGGUCUGAACACCUGGGUAGGUUUUGGUGAAGGGUAGCUCCUUGCUUCCUGGCCUCAGUGCAGGCAGAGACCCACAGGUGCUGCGAGCGCCCCAUGCUCCCUGUUCAAGCUUCCCCUUCGGUUGUCCCUCCUCCCACAGGAGGGACCCUGCCCUGAAAGUGUGCUGAUGCCCCCUUUCUGUGUCUGAUCUC